GAGCGCUCCCGCGGGGGGAGCGGAGUCUGAGAGGCGGCGCCGCAGGGGACGGAGGGACGGGCGCAGUGUUGGGUGUCCUAGCUUUUUCUCCAAGGCCAGCGCGGAGGACGCGAUGUCGGGGCUCUUCCGCCUGCUGCUUUUGGCCGCUGGCUGCCUGGCCACGCUCUGCGUGAUGACCGCGGCUCAGAGCACCCCCCGGGCCCCGAAGGAGACUACACUCUCGGUUCUACCGAACACCACCACGACAACCCCGGUGCCGCCGCCGACGCUCCCGACGGUCACCACUCCAGCACCAGAAAUCUGUGAAAGCCGCAACAACUGUGUUUCCUGUUUUGACGCUAAUGCUGCUAACACUACCUGCUUUUGGAUAGAAUGUAAAGAUACAAGCUACUGUUCAGAUAAUUCAACAGUUAGUGAUUGCAAGGUGGUGAACAGCACGGAAUUCUGUACUGUGCCCACUGCCACAGCAUUGCCAACCAAUUCUACAGCUAAAACCACAACUCUGCCUUCCCCUUCUACAGCUUCCACCACAGCUACUACAUCAGGUACAACUAAUACCACUUUAACUCCGACUUCACAACCUGCGCGGAAGUCUACGUUUGAUGCAGCCAGUUUCAUUGGAGGAAUUGUCCUUGUCUUGGGUGUGCAGGCUGUAAUUUUCUUUCUCUAUAAAUUCUGCAAAUCUAAAGAACGAAACUACCACACUCUGUAAACAGACCCGCUAAAUUAACAAGGACUGGUGUGUAACUCACUGAAACCAAAAUAUUAUCUUUCAAGAUGUCCCACAUGGAAGACGCUAUUCUAGGAUCUUUAAUUUUUCAAAGGAUGCAUAUAGGAGCAUCGCCCUUGAAGAAAAAUCAGUUAAAUCUGUUUGCUCAACGGGAAUAUUUAAAAUAUUCUGCAUGAAUCCUUGUGGCUGUCUUCUUUUAUUUUAAAUGGCUGCUGCUGUGGGAUUAUGUUCUCUCUUCUUGACAUGCCAAAUGUAACUCUGUAAGUGAUGGAAAACAUUGUCCUGCUCAGACAACCUCAUGACUCUUUUGGCAAUUUACAUGUAGUCAUUUUAAAGCCUGAAAGCUGCAUUUUUUCAUCCUAACUCAGGAUGUAGUUUAGUGACCAGAAUUGAGAAGAAUGUGCCAAAUGAGCAUCAGUCAGGUGGAUUUGGGGCUGUCAUUGCAAAAGUGGAAUAAAUUUAUAAAUUUAGUAUCCUUAGAGUAAAAUUUUGUGCUUGAUAAGUUAUUUUUUCUACAUUAGAAAAAAGAUGCCACACAGGGAAUUACAUUCCAGAUUUAAAGAAAUGAAUGGAAAGGAUACAAAACAAAGUGUAGCAGGUUAUUGUUCAUACUUGUAAAGCACCUUAUAUCAUUGAGAAAAUAAAGAACAGUGCCUUAAAAGACUGAAAGGUAGACUGUAACUUAAAAUGUUGGUGAUUUGUUCUUUCACAUUAAUGAAGGGAAAGGUUGGUCUGAGGAUGUAACUGUUGAUGUGAGCAGUAGUAAACCUGCUUUUAGAUACCAUACUGUUAGUAUUUAAUUGAAAACGUACCUACUUUAUUUCAAGCCUGAGUAACUUAAAGGAUGUUAUACAAAGUCAAAAGCCUUCAUCUAUUGAAUCUCCCAGCAUUUUGCUUAUGGCUGUUAAAAAGUAUAGAGAUAAAGUUGAUUUAAUUAUAUUUUCCUUUGUACUUCAAAAAAUUAUCCUAAAACUGUUGUACCUUAAAAGGAUUUCCACAAAGCUUUCUGGAAAAGUAACUUCUGUAAGGCAAGAAAGAAAGAAGUUGUUUUAGAAUCAUUUAUUAACUCUUUAAAUGAGACAAUCAUUUUAAGUUUUGAGACAGCAAAUGUGAGCAGUGUAAUUUGAGAAAAAAUUUUAGUUGAUCAGAUUACUGUAGAUUUUUAAAGAUGAUUGCCCUGGAUAAACAGGUUGUACUUUUUCUUUCUCCUUUUCCAUCCUGUCUUCUCAGUUUCAAUUGCUGUAGUAUAAUAAGCAUGCAUACUUUUAUUUCUUUAGCUUCCUUAUGAAGCACUAGUUUUUUCAGGUUUAGAGGGAUACUUCUUCCCUGCCUUUGACACAUUGGAUUAGUUCAGAGGCUUAAGUCAGUUUAAAAUGAGCUUUUGCUUUUCUAGGUCAUUAAGGUUUUUUGUUUUAGUUUCUUUAGCCUAUAGUGGCUGUGUUUAGCACUUGGUUUUCAAUAUUUUAUAGUAAGAAAUGACAAGUUGCUUUGGUCCAUUUCAUAAGCCAAAAUUCCUUACAUUUAGAUAAUUAAAGGUUCUUAAAAUGAA
This is a messenger RNA of Balaenoptera ricei (Rice's whale), 2279 nucleotides long. RefSeq names its product CD164 molecule (gene CD164). The coding region runs from base 113 to 712 and encodes 199 amino acids. The transcript is spliced from 6 exons. Lineage: Eukaryota; Metazoa; Chordata; Mammalia; Artiodactyla; Balaenopteridae. The record is from RefSeq and is a predicted model, not a curated record. Gene Ontology annotation, cellular component: lysosome; endosome.